Messenger RNA from Pomacea canaliculata, 1649 nucleotides. RefSeq lists its product as uncharacterized. The transcript is spliced from 5 exons. The coding region runs from base 231 to 605 and encodes 124 amino acids. The record is from RefSeq and is a predicted model, not a curated record. NCBI's taxonomy places the organism in Eukaryota, Metazoa, Mollusca, Gastropoda, Architaenioglossa, Ampullariidae.
CUUGUAACAUACACACCACAGAGACCACGGACACAUAUAGAAGGACUGACAGACUUGAAUGAUCUACGAGGUCUGUGGACAGGCCGCGCCUCAGCAUUAAACGAAAUACGAGAAACUGUUAUUUCAUUAUAAUAAGUUUACUACAAACUCUUAAAUCUUUGGUGCCUGUAAAUGCUGGUGUAUUAGUUGGCAUUGUUGUACUCUAACUGCUGACCACAGAUACAUACAUCAUGGCAGCAGAUGGUGAAAGAAUUGCAACAACUGGUGCAGUAGAGAAGGGAGAAGACAAGGUCAUAGUAACCUGCCUUGUAGAUGACUUGCAAGUAUCAGGACUUGUCAACAAAACAGUCAAAAAUGGAUCUGUUUCUGUCACAUUUGGAGACAGCUCCCUGGACAUGACGGCCAUUGUAAAAGGGAAGAACAAAGAAACUGUUUUUAGAAAGGUUGUAAAGAAACUACCAGGUCCUAUCAUGAAAGACCAGUGCACAUGGACUGUUAGAAAGGGAAAGGUCAUUAUUACAUUAGUGAAGGAUGAAAAAGCAUCAUGGGCAGUGCAACUAUCACAGCGAGGGCUGGAGCAGCAAAGUGAUGAAGAAGACGAUUGACAAUAACACUUCAGUUAAAUGUUAAUGAACAGGAAAUCAUUUAAAAAUGAACCUGAUAAAAAGCCUGAUGUGAUGAUGGUUUUAUUAAAAAAUGUUAUUUGUAAGUCCUUUAGCUAUUUGCUUUAUAAAUCUGAAAUGCAAUGAGCAAGCUUCAUCAAGAUACACGACUUAUAGAUGACAUACAUACAAAUGACUUCAACUUUGGAACUGAAUUCAGUAUUUAAAGAGUUAUGAUUUUUUUAUAUUUUGCUUUCCCAUGCUUACCACUAUGACUGCGAGAAAAUCCAGGAACUUAUUAAUGAAUUGCUUUCAAAGAUGCAAUAACAAAUUGUCUUUAAAGAAAUUUAAAGGUCGUUAUCUUAUUUUCAAAGAUUGUUAAUCAUGAAUACUUGAUUGAAUGAAUUAGAUUUUUUAAACAGAUUUGUUUUCUUUUUACUUUCCAUUUAUUUCACUUUUUAUUUCCCAUUCACAAUGACACCAAUAUGGUUUACAACAAUUUUUGUUUUUAAUAUUAAGAGAAUGAACUAGUUGCUUUGCUAUGCUUAUCUCUUAUAAGCUGCAAUCUUUUUGUGAUCAUCUGUUAACCAUAUUUCAAAAUUAAAGUUAUUUCUUUUAUUUGUAGAUUGAAAACUGUACAGUUACUUGUUUUUAUUACAUCAUUAUGACUUAAAGUGUCAUCAUGUUUUAGGAAACUUUGAAAUGUACUGGGUUUUAAGCUUAAUUGUAGACAUGUAAAGGCAAAAUAUCCAUACAUAUCUGUUAUUUGCUCUCAUAUUUUUUUGUAAUAAAUGCACGCUGGAUAUUAUUUGUGAUUAUGAUACUGAUUUAGAUGUAAAACACUUAAAAGAAAGCUUGCUAUAUGAUUCUUCAAUACCUUCGUAGUCUUGCUUUUUUGCAUUUUAUAUGUAGCUGAAGCACUCCUUACAAUGCUGACCCAAGUCAAAUGUGAAAUUUAGCUGAAAGCCAUUGACAAGUGAACAAGUUUGUUAUAAAAAUGCGUAGGCUAUUUAUAGUUCCCUUUUUAAUUAAAAGCACUUAUGGACU